This is a messenger RNA of Hemibagrus wyckioides, 1923 nucleotides long. RefSeq names its product centrosomal protein of 135 kDa-like. NCBI's taxonomy places the organism in Eukaryota, Metazoa, Chordata, Actinopteri, Siluriformes, Bagridae. The record is from RefSeq and is a predicted model, not a curated record. The transcript has 9 exons. The coding region runs from base 17 to 1843 and encodes 608 amino acids.
AGCAGAGAACGAUGAGAUGAAGAAGACCAUCACUGAGAUGAAGGAGGAGAAAGAUGAGAUGAAGAAGACUCUAAGUCACAUAGAGGAGUUACUGAAGGUCACCUUGGCUCAAGCUGUGGAGAACCAUCAGAAGGAUGUGGAGACCAUCCAUCAGCUGGAGAAAGAGAAGUCUGACCUGACAGAAAAGGUGAAGACUCUGAGAGAGACAGUGGAGGAACUGGGGAACCAGCUCAUUGAGACACAUGUGCAGUGUGAUGAGCUCACGGAUGAGUGUGAGAGAGAGCGAGAGACUCACAACAUCCUCCAAGCAGAGAAAGAUGAGAUGAAGAAGACCAUCACUCAGAUGGAGGAGGAGAAAGAUGAGAUGAAGAAGACCAUCACUCAGAUGGAGGAGGAGAAAGAUGAGAUGAAGAAGACCAUCACUCAGAUGGAGGAGGAGAAAGAUGAGAUGAAGAAGACCAUCACUCAGAUGGAGGAGGAGAAAGAUGAGAUGAAGAAGACCAUCACUCAGAUGGAGGAGGAGAAAGAUGAGAUGAAGAAGACUCUAAGUCACAUGGAGGAGUUACUGAAGGUCACCAUGGCUGAAGCUGAGGAGAAACAUCAGAAGGAUGUGGAGACCAUCCAUCAGCUGGAGAAGGAGAAGUCUGACCUGACAGACCAAUUAAAGACACUGAGAGAGACAGUGGAAGAGCUGGGGAACCAGCUCCUCGAAUCUAACAGAGAGUGUGAUGAGUUAAUGAGCGAGCGAGAGACUCACAACAUCCUCCAAGCAGAGAAAGAUGAGAUGAAGAAGACCAUCACUGAGAUGGAGGAGGAGAAAGAUGAGAUGAAGAAGACCAUCACUCAGAUGGAGGAGGAGAAAGAUGAGAUGAAGAAGACCAUCACUCAGAUGGAGGAGGAGAAAGAUGAGAUGAAGAAGACCAUCACUCAGAUGGAGGAGGAGAAAGAUGAGAUGAAGACUCUAAGUCACAUGGAGGAGUUACUGAAGGAUGCUCUGGCUGAAGCUGAGGAGAACCAUCAGAAAGAUGUGGAGACCAUCCAUCAGCUGGAGAAAGAGAAGUCUGACCUGACAGACCAAUUAAAGACACUGAGAGAGACAGUGGAGGAGCUGGGGAACAUGCUCCUCGAAUCUAACAGAGAGUGUGAUGAGUUAAUAAACGAGCGAGAGACUCACAACAUCCUCCAAGCAGAGAAAGAUGAGAUGAAGAAGACCAUCACUCAGAUGGAGGAGGAGAAAGAUGAGAUGAAGAAGACCAUCACUCAGAUGGAGGAGGAGAAAGAUGAGAUGAAGAAGACCAUCACUCAGAUGGAGGAGGAGAAAGAUGAGAUGAAGAAGACCAUCACUCAGAUGGAGGAGGAGAAAGAUGAGAUGAAGAAGACCAUCACUCAGAUGGAGGAGGAGAAAGAUGAGAUGAAGAAGACCAUCACUCAGAUGGAGGAGGAGAAAGAUGAGAUGAAGAAGACUCUGAUUUACAUGGAGGAGUUACUGAAGGUCACCAUGGCUGAAGCUGAGGAGAAACAUCAGAAGGAUGUGGAGACCAUCCAUCAGCUGGAGAAAGAGAAGUCUGACCUGACAGAAAAGGUGGAGACUCUGAGAGAGACAGUGGAGAAACAUCAGCUGGAUGUGGAGACCAUCCUUCAGCUGGAGAAGGAGAAGUCUGACCUGACUGACCAGUUAAAAACACUGAGAGAGACAGUGGAGGAACUGGGGAACCAGCUCACUGAGACACAUGUGCAGUGUGAUGAGCUCACGGAUGACGCUCUGGCUGAAGCUGAGGAGAAACACCAGACAGAUGAGACCAUCGCUGAGCUGGAGAAGGCAUUUCAUCUCCUGAAACUGUGACUGCUAUUGUGAGCUCUUGGCUUGUCUGUUGUAAUAAAUCUACGUGAUUUGGAAUAGCACACAGACCCCAGUGACGCUCC